AUGUUGCAUCGUAAACGAACGAUAGUUUCUUCGUCCAAUAGUGAAUUAGAAAAAAUUUCCGUGUCUUCUCCAAAGGAUCAAACUGAAAUAGUUAAUAUUCCUUCUCCGUCGUCAAACUAUCAAACUGAGACAGUAUAUGUUCCGACUCCAUCUCCAAACUAUCAAAAUGAAACAGUAUAUAUUUCCACACCUUUACCAACGCAUCAAACCGAAACAAUAUAUGUUACUACUCCUUCACCAAAACUUUAUACUGAAACAGUAUAUAUUCCGGAACCUGUAGUAAAACAAAAAGCUCCAUUACCAAUAAAUCAGACUUCAAAAGUGUCAAUACCUCCGUCUAAAUCAAAAGUCCAACCAGUCGAAACAACUAAUCGUAAGUCUUUACCAGUAUCAACUAGCGUUUCUUCGACAAAAGAUCAUAUUAAAGUAGUAUCUAUUCGUGCGACUACACCAAGAGUCUAUGCAUAUAGAAAUAAAAAUAGUGAAAAUCGGAAUCGAAAAGUAGCAGCAGCUGCAGUACUAAAACCAUGUUGUUGUUGUUGUUGUUGUUGUAAUGCACAAGUGUUAGCUGGAUUACUUAUAGCAUUAAUGCUAGUUGCUGCAAUAAUUAUUCCUUUAAUUAUUGUAUUAACAUCGAAUAGAGAUGAGUCAACAACGACAAUUACUACAACAACAACUACGUCAGAAACUACAACAACAGAAACAACAACAACAACAGAAACAACUACAACGACAGAAACAACAACAACAUCAGAAACAACAACAACAACAGAAACAACGACAACAACAGAAACUACAACAACAACAGAAACAACAACAACAACAGAAACAACUACAACGACAGAAACAACUACAACGACAGAAACAACAACAGAAACAACUACAACGACAGAAACAACAACAGAAACAACUACAACGACAGAAACAACUACAACGACAGAAACAACAACAACGACAGCAACAACUACAACGACUCAAACUACAACAACGACAGAAACAACUACAACGACAGAAACAACAACAACGACAGAAACAACAACAACGACAGAAACAACUACAACAUCAGAAACAACAACAACGACAACAACAACCACAACUACAACAGAAACAACAACAACGACAACAACAACUACAACAACAGCUUCAGUCCCUCUUACUAUGAGUGGAGUACAAAAAAGUUUUGAUCCAACAAGUUUACCAGAUGGUUGGACUUUAUGUUAUAAUGAUACAUAUGAUGUUGUAUUAAACUCGACACUUCUUGCUACAAUUCUAACUGAAUGUAACAAAGGCAAAUUGUUAUUAGGUUGUCGACCUAUUAAUUCGACUAUAUUGCAAUUAGCCGCAAUGGGUCUUCGAUCCGAUGUACUUUAUGAUUGUAGUCAUAUUGUCAAUUGUACACAUAUAGCUAAUGGAGUUGGUUGGUACUAUUCUUCAGAUUAUUCUUGGGGAUUUGCUAACUAUAACGAUACUGUUUAUCGUAGCCGUUGUGAUACUGAUGCAAGUACUGAAGGUUCGACUGAUUCAGAUCUACGACUCUGCUGGCAUACUAGCUCAAUAUAUGGUGGAUAUCGAUGUGGUAGUAAUGUUGGACUUAAUAGUGAUACAACUUUUGUACGAGUUAUUUAUACUGUUGAUUGA
Messenger RNA from Rotaria sp. Silwood2, 1638 nucleotides. The record is from the annotation of a GenBank genome assembly. Lineage: Eukaryota; Metazoa; Rotifera; Eurotatoria; Philodinida; Philodinidae.